This is a messenger RNA of Botrytis cinerea B05.10, 1703 nucleotides long. RefSeq names its product Bckgd2 (gene Bckgd2). The transcript is spliced from 4 exons. The coding region runs from base 194 to 1489 and encodes 431 amino acids. Gene Ontology annotation, cellular component: oxoglutarate dehydrogenase complex. The record is from RefSeq and is a predicted model, not a curated record. Gene Ontology annotation, molecular function: dihydrolipoyllysine-residue succinyltransferase activity. Gene Ontology annotation, biological process: tricarboxylic acid cycle. NCBI's taxonomy places the organism in Eukaryota, Fungi, Ascomycota, Leotiomycetes, Helotiales, Sclerotiniaceae.
GACAUCAUACAGGAAAUAAUUAACCAAUCUUAUCCUUUACCUGUUUCUUUUCGCAUGCGCAUUUAUUGACCUGCAAAAUAGGUUCUCUAUUUCUUUACCUACAACUCAGGUCUUCCUCUUCUUCGAACUUCUCUCUUAUCCUCGCCAUCCGGCUUCCGGAACAUAACCUCUUCGUCUUCUCUCUCCUUUCAAAAUGCUUACCAGGAGGGUUUUAACAGCCUCGCGAUUUUUGCUGGCUCAGCGUUCCGCCGCACCACAAUUGAGAUAUCCACUCCCAGUUAUUCAGCAAUUUCGCAGUUAUGCCGACAAAGUUGUCAAAGUACCAGAGAUGGCUGAAUCCAUCUCUGAGGGUACUUUAAAGCAGUGGUCGAAACAGAUCGGUGAUUUUGUUGAGCAGGAUGAGGAAAUUGCUACAAUUGAGACAGAUAAAAUCGAUGUUGCUGUCAAUGCUCCCGAAGCUGGCACAAUAAAAGAAUUCUUGGCCAAUGAAGAAGAUACUGUUACCGUUGGUCAAGAUUUGGUCCGUCUCGAACUUGGGGGUGCUCCAGAGGGAGGUGAUAAAGAAAAGGCCUCUUCGGAACCAAAAGAGGCAGCAUCAAAAGAUCAAUCGACAUCUUCGGAUCCUGAGCCAUCUAAGAAAGAGGAUUCGAAACCCAAGGAGGAUUCUAGCUCUCCUCCACCUACGGAAAAAAAAUCGGAACCAAAGGAGACACCAAAGCCCAAACCAUCGGAAUCUAAGAAGCAGGAAUCAUCAUCUAGUAGUUCCAAACCUUCUUUGGGCAACCGAGAGGAGCGUCGUGUCAAGAUGAACCGAAUGCGACUACGUAUUGCUGAGCGUUUGAAGCAAUCGCAAAACACCGCCGCAUCUCUAACUACUUUCAAUGAGGUUGACAUGUCAUCUUUGAUGGAAUUCAGAAAGCUCUACAAAGAUGAGGUGCUCAAGAAGACUGGUGUCAAACUGGGAUUUAUGAGUGCCUUUUCUCGUGCAUCUGUGCUUGCCCUGCGAGACAUCCCUGCAGUAAACGCAUCCAUUGAGGGUCCUAACGGGGGUGACACCAUUGUCUACAGAGAUUAUGUUGAUAUCAGCGUCGCCGUCGCCACUGAGAAAGGCUUGGUAACUCCCGUUGUUCGCAACACUGAGAGCAUGGACCUUGUUGGUAUUGAGAAGACUAUUGCUGAUCUAGGCAAGAAGGCUCGUGACAACAAACUUACGAUCGAAGAUAUGGCCGGUGGAACCUUUACUAUUAGCAAUGGCGGUGUGUUUGGUUCAUUGAUGGGUACACCCAUCAUCAACCUUCCACAAACCGCUGUUUUGGGUCUACAUGCUAUCAAAGACAAGCCCGUUGUCGUCAAUGGCCAAAUUGUUAUUCGUCCAAUGAUGUAUCUGGCCUUGACCUAUGAUCAUCGUCUACUUGAUGGAAGAGAGGCUGUCCAGUUUCUGGUCAAGGUUAAGGAGUACAUAGAGGAUCCAAGAAGAAUGCUUUUGUAGACAAGCGGAGUCAUAUUCUUGACUGUAAAAUCAUACCUCGGAGUGCAUAACUGUAAUACAAGACGAAGCAUCAGAAAGCCCUCGGGCAUCCGAGCUUUAACGCUAUCUCGUUGAUUCCGAUAAUAGCAUUCAUUAAUAUGUGUUUUAUGAUUACAUUCUAUUGCAAUUGCUCCAGGAACAUUCAAUAGUAUACAAAUACCAAUGUUCGGAAUCA